AGAGAGAGAGAGAGAGAGAGCUUUAGGACACUGUUGUUCUCCAACAACAAUAGUAAGCCUUAUUCACAGUAUUUGUGGCCUCCCAGUACCAUUUGACCCUCAGAUGCUCUCGAAUCAGCCGACAGUGGAUUUUCUCCAACAUUUCAGCCUUUUGGAUACUAAAGCUAAAGCUUGAUCUCAUAUUAAAGUGGGGACAAUGAGCAGUUUGGAGGGUCUGAGGGCCAACUCCUCUCAGUUCACUCUGAGGGGGGAGCCCUUUCGCAUCCUGGGAGGCUCCAUCCACUACUUCCGCGUGCCCAGACCAUACUGGAAGGACCGGCUGCUGAAGAUGAAGGCCUGUGGUCUCAAUACUCUUGCAACAUACGUGCCAUGGAACCUGCAUGAGCCUGAGAGAGGAGCGUUUAACUUCCAAGAUCAGCUAGAUCUCAGGGCUUACAUCAGCUUAGCAGCAGAGAUAGGUUUCUGGGUGAUCCUACGGCCUGGACCUUACAUCUGUGCUGAAUGGGACUUGGGUGGCUUACCUAGCUGGUUGCUACAAGAUAAAGACAUGCAGUUGAGGACGACUUACCCUGGAUUUGUAAAUGCUGUCAACUUGUACUUUGACAAACUUGUCUCGGUUGUUAAACCCUUGAUGUUUGAAAAUGGCGGACCAAUCAUUGCUCUCCAAAUCGAGAACGAGUAUGGAUCAUACGCUAAAGACGACGAAUAUAUGCCUUUCCUAAAGAAUUGUCUCCAAUCCCGAGGGGUCAGUGAGCUCCUGCUAACAUCUGACAACUGGGAAGGCUUGGGAUACAGAGGGAUGGAGGGAGGUAAUUACAUCAUUUAUGACAGAACAUGCGGUAUCUUGCGUUUUCCGAUUAGUUAUAUGUUGCUCUUAAUGUCGUUGAAAAUAUUUGUGAAUUUGAUCCUUUCAGUUCUAAAAACAAUAAAUCUCCAGAGGCUGUCGUUUGGAGCCAUUCAGCACUUAGCAUGCCUGCAGCCCCAGAAACCUCUGAUGGUGAUGGAGUAUUGGUCUGGGUGGUUUGAUGUCUGGGGAGAGCUUCAUCAUGUGUUCCACGCAGAAGACAUGCUGGGUGUGGUGUCUGAGAUUUUGGCGAGAGGAGUUUCCAUUAACCUGUACAUGUUUCAUGGUGGGACCAACUUUGGCUUCAUGAAUGGAGCAAUGGACUUUGGCAUCUACAAACCAGUUACAACAAGUUAUGAUUAUGACGCUCCACUCUCUGAAGCGGGGGACUACACUACCAAAUUUGAAGCUCUGAGGGAUUUAUUCAGCCGGUACAACUCUGAAGCGCUUCCUGAGGUGCCUUCUCCUCUGGAGAGGACAGCUUAUGAGCCUGUGUUCACGCAGCAGUACCUGUCUCUGUGGGACAGUCUGCAGUUCACAGAGAAGCCGUGCAGGUCGGAGAGCCCGAUAAACAUGGAGAAUCUCCCGGUCAACAACAACAGCGGUCAGUCGUAUGGCUACACGCUGUACGAAACUACCAUCAGCAGCGGAGGAGCUCUUAACUCCGUGAACAACAUCCGGGACAGAGCACUGGUGUUCUUGGAUAGGCAAUAUGUAGGGUGUUUGGACCACAGGACUCAUGAAGUCGCACUGCCUGAUGCCAAGGGAGAGAGGACUUUGGCUGUGCUUGUUGAAAACUGUGGAAGAGUGAACUAUGGGAAAGCUCUCGAUAAUCAGCGCAAAGGUAUUGUGGGAGACAUUGAGCUAAAUCACACGCCCCUAAGAGGAUUCACCAUGUUCUGUCUAGAUCUAAAGCCAUGCUUUCUGAAAAGACUGUCAACUUCAGGUCAGUGGAAAACCGACUACAAGUCACCGCCGGUCCCAGGGUUUUUCCAGGCCAAGCUCGUUGUGGACGGCCUCCCGAAAGACACCUUCAUCAAACUCCCUGAUUGGGGUAAAGGGGUUGUGUUUGUCAACGGCCAGAACCUUGGUCGUUACUGGCUCAUCGGACCCCAGCAGUUCCUUUAUCUCCCAGGGCCUUGGCUCAGAACUGGAGAGAAUCAGAUCAUUGUUUUUGAAGAAGAAAAAGUUGAUGGCAAAAUUUUGUUUUCUGAAACUCCUGAUUGUGGAAAGACUAUUGAUGUUUACAAACUUCCCUUUUGCAGUCUGCUGUAAAUAUUAUCCACAGAUAAAUGCGUUACUGUGACUGAACAUUAAUGGGGAAUUAGACGCACCAGUUAACACACUAGUGGUGUGAUUCUCCUUUGUGGCAGUUUAACUAAUUUUAUUCAGAGCUAAAUGUUUUUUUGCUAUUGUUGCUUCUGUGCCAUACACUGCAACGCUUUCCAGAAUUAAAGAGACUUUCCGGCAGAGUAAACAUUUUUUAAACACAUGUACACUGACAAUAAAAAUACAAUUUAGUGAUGAAGUGUGCAUUUCCACUGCUGGAUCUUCAAUAAAUACAAGGUUUAUAAUGAGCCCAGCAAAGAUAAAAUUAAAGAAAUCUGCUUUUGUGAUUUUGUUGUUGUUGAUUACCUCACAAGAGGAUCAAGAAUAAAGCGAAUCCUUCAGCGAUCAUUGAAUAAUUUUGGAUCAUUUUGAGUGGAUGGGUAUGGUUUCAUAACGGUGUUUAUAAAACACAGCUUCAAACCAGCAAAACUUUAAUUUACUUCAACACAAGCCACUGCCUGGGGCCAACUCUUCAUGCUUUCCGUGUUUUCGCCUAUGCUUCAAAUGUUUUCUGCAGCUAAAACAGAUAAACAACCUUGACAGCUUCGAUUAAAAACACAUAAAUAUAUUAUUAACUAAUCAGUUGGUUUUGCCUUAGUGAUGUUAUAAGACGCGUGUCUGCGUAGCAAUUUGUUGUUAAGAGGAUGCAAUUUGUCUGGAUUAAAUUACUCAAAACUGAGCAGCAACAUGAAUAGACAACUUGACCAUGUCACCCAGAGUUUUACAUCUAGAGUGACUC
Molecule: messenger RNA, 2912 nt
Organism: Fundulus heteroclitus (mummichog)
Lineage: Eukaryota; Metazoa; Chordata; Actinopteri; Cyprinodontiformes; Fundulidae
Product: beta-galactosidase-1-like protein 2
Exons: 18
Coding region: 197-2119 (640 amino acids)
Biological process (GO): carbohydrate metabolic process
Cellular component (GO): vacuole
Molecular function (GO): beta-galactosidase activity
Source: RefSeq, a predicted model, not a curated record